AUGGCUGAGAUGGUGAACGAAAUGGGCGAUGUCUCCAUGCGGUUCAGCUCUGUCAGUGAUGAUAAGGCAGAAGUGUCGGAGAUCAAGGAUUACACAGCCCAGCCCCACGGAAGCCCCCCAGUCAACAAAGAUGGCGACAUCCCGCUAUGUGUGUUUCCGAGUGCUGAGUCGUUGCUCGAGACGCUGAGGAGGAGUUGCACACCCACAGCGCACGAGAGUGGUGGGAUUCAGGCAGCGCCUCCAGUGCCACGAGCGCCCCCCGCACCGGUGGAUGUCUGGCAGGGCCAGCCUGUACUGUCGGAAGAACACAAACGGCUCCUGAAACGGCUGUUCACGGUGGACAAGGAGGGAAGCAUGGAGCCUGGCCAGAUGGACGUGCAGAUGGACGUCGUGCCAGUAUCCUGUCCAGUCGAGUUUGAUCCUACAAGACUGGAACAGCAUUGUGAGCCAAGUGGUGGCAAUGUGUCCCUGGACGGCAGGCCCAUGUUCAGUGGCCUGGCAGACGAAAUGCCCGAGUCGCCUUUCGUUUCCCAAGUUGAGGCCCCGCCGUUGCCCAGCCCAUCUGACAUCCCACCUUUGGGCCCCAUCUCCCCUUCGGGGGUCCAGCUCAGCCCCAUCUUCUCACAGGUAAACCUGGAGAGCCUGCUGAGCGUGAUGGGCUCGUUCACUUCUUCGGACUUGGUGGACUUCAUCAACACCAGCGGCAUCCGAAUGGUUGAUGUAUCUGAAUCCAAUCUGCCUCCUCCUGCCCCGAUGGACGAAGACUAA
Molecule: messenger RNA, 768 nt
Organism: Ostreobium quekettii
Lineage: Eukaryota; Viridiplantae; Chlorophyta; Ulvophyceae; Bryopsidales; Ostreobiaceae
Source: the annotation of a GenBank genome assembly